Molecule: messenger RNA, 807 nt
Organism: Entelurus aequoreus (snake pipefish)
Lineage: Eukaryota; Metazoa; Chordata; Actinopteri; Syngnathiformes; Syngnathidae
Product: protocadherin-9-like
Exons: 3
Coding region: 1-561 (186 amino acids)
Source: RefSeq, a predicted model, not a curated record
AUGCUUAGCUGUUGUUCGCAGCGCCGCGUCACGUUUCACCUGCCGGACGGCUCCCAGGAGAGCUGCAGUGACAGCGGUGUGGGGGAACAUGAGCCGGUAGGAAGUGGCCCCCUGCUGACACAACCUCUCCCUCUGGUGCAGGCGCAGGAUCAGCUCUACCAGCAGGCCUCGCCCGACAAGAGGACCGAAGCCGACGGCAACUCGGACCCAAACUCUGACGGCCCGCUGGGACCCCGGGGCCUGAUGGAGGCCUCGGAGAUGUGCACGCAGGAGUGUCUGGUCCUGGGACACUCGGACAACUGCUGGAUGCCGCCCACUCUGGGACCCUACCAGUCACCCGUGUCCAGUUACGGCUCUCAGAGGGAGUGGGCUGCCAACGAUAAACUUCUCAACGGACACACCUUGACUAGAACCUGGAAACGGGAGAACGGGCAGUCGGAGCAUUUUGGCGACAGGAAGCCGUUUGGGAGCGGAGAGGGACAUUUCACCGGCGGCAUGGCGGACAUUCCGCUGGUGAGUUUAAAGUCCUGCCCGGACAGUCCCAAGGACCAGCAGCUCUAAGGUGGACCCGCCUUCUUACGAGCGGACACAACAACUCACCUGAGAGCUUCUUCUUUUCUUCUUGCAUCAUCUCACGUUCCUUUGGAUGCUUCUGCAGAGCUGGCCUAACGAGGGUCACAUGGGACAAAAUUAAAUGAACAAAUAAUAUUAGAAUUAUUACUUAAAUGUGUGAUUAAUCCAUUAUAUUGGAGAUUUAAUACAUUCAUGUCUUAUUAAAUGUGUCAAUUUAUUUAAUGUAAAUAUAUA